Messenger RNA from Micropterus salmoides (largemouth bass), 1140 nucleotides. Its product is annotated as arachidonate 12-lipoxygenase, 12R-type-like. Lineage: Eukaryota; Metazoa; Chordata; Actinopteri; Centrarchiformes; Centrarchidae. The transcript is spliced from 8 exons. Gene Ontology annotation, molecular function: oxidoreductase activity, acting on single donors with incorporation of molecular oxygen, incorporation of two atoms of oxygen; iron ion binding; protein binding. Bases 265 to 1125 code for a protein of 286 amino acids. The record is from RefSeq and is a predicted model, not a curated record. Gene Ontology annotation, biological process: lipid oxidation; linoleic acid metabolic process.
UCAAACACCAGAGCUGCUGCUGACUGAACACUCCCACAAAACUGUAUGUAUAAAAAGAGAAACGACUCUUCAUUACUUUUAUCAAAAGAGAAGUUCAUCUAAGGAACUUUGAAGAGUGAAAAUGGUGAAAUAUGAAGUGACCGUAUCCACUGGCAAUCUCGUUGGUGCCACCACUUUUAACAAUAUCUUCAUUAAGCUGGUGGGCACAGAUGGGAGAGUGAACGCAAGUGGCUCAAGAGCAUCAAAGGGGCUGCAUCCUUCAUAAUGGGAACAGUGUCUAGUUUUACUGUGUCCUGCCCGCUCUCCAUUGGACAGCUGGUUCUGAUUGAACUAGACAAACAGCCUCUCCCAUUGUUCCCUGAAGACUCCUGGUUCUCUACCAAAGUGGUAGUGAAAUCUCCUGAGGGAUUCACCUACAACUUUCCCAUCUACCGCUGGAUCACUGACGGAGAGGUGCACCGCUUCAGAGAGGGAACAGCUCUGACAGUCUUUGUAGACAACCAUCAUCUUGGCAGGUACAGUCGGCAGCAGGAGCUGAAGCAGCGAGAGCACGACUAUCGCUGGGAUGUUUAUGUAGAGGGAAUACCUCACUGCAUAAAGGCAGAAAACCCUCUUUCUCUGCCCUGUGAGGUCCGCUUCUCCUUCACCAAGACUACAGAGUUUCUCUACACCGCAUCCACAGGGCUGACUGAGCUGCAACUGAAGGGACUGGCUAAUUCGAAGAAGAACUGGACUAAUCUUGAAGAUUUACGUCGGGUGUUCUGCUUCAAACAGACUGACAUAUCAGACUAUGUCCAGGAACACUGGAAGGACGAUGAUUUUUUUGGCUACCAGUUCCUAAAUGGUACCAACCCCCUGCUGAUCCGACGUUGUGCAACUCUGCCCAGUAACUUUCCUGUCACUGAUAAAAUGGUCUUCCUCCGUAGUCAGUGUAACUUGGCAGAUGAAAUGAAGAAAGGCAACAUAUUCCUGUGUGACUUCAAGCGUUUGGAUGGGGUGACAGCAAACACCAUCAAUGGGAAGAAGCAGUACUUGAUGGCUCCACUCGUGCUUUUCCACAAGACACCUGAUGAUAAGCUGAUGCCCAUUGCUAUUCAGGUAAGAUUAGAACUCAAAGAUAGCUGAUAGUAAAGCUGUAAG